GUACAUUUUGUAAGGGCGACAACAACCAGGUAGCGGUCACUAGUCCCCCGGCUCAUUUUAGCCCCCACCCCACCGUAACACAUAAUAAACUGUUUUUGUUUUUUUCUCUACAAAUAUUUGCUUUUAUCAACUUCUUUUCACAACUGCAAAGUUUCUUCUUAAUGACAUGUCAACACUUGAAGAAGAAGAAAACACAACUGUAUCAGGGGAUGUUGCGUUUAGGUGGGGUCAUAAAUCGCGCGUUGGUAAAAAGAAUCCAAAGAUCCAAUAUUACGAAUCAUUUACUUAUGAUGGCGUCAAUUACUCUCUCUAUGAUUCCGUUUACUUGUGGUCCGGGGAUCAACAUCUGCCCGACAUCGCCAAAAUCAUCGACAUAUACGAGACGCCACGCCUUAAAAAGAUGGUGAAAGUCGUGUGGUAUUUUCGUCCCACUGAGGUACAAAAGUGGUUAAGAGGCGUUCGUCAUCUCAACAACGAGUUGUUCUUGGCGUCGGGUGAAGGCAAUGGCCUUUUUAACUUUAAUCCCUUGGAAACUAUUUGCGGUAAAUGCAAUGUUGUAUGCAAAUCUAAGGAUGAGAGGAACCCGAAGGCAUCCAAGGAAGAAUUAAAAAUGUCAGACUACGUGUUUUAUCGGACGUUUGAUGUAGAAAAAUGCAUAUUAUCAGACAAAUUUCCGGAUAAGAUAGCUGGAGUUGAUGUUGAGCGUUUUUUUAAUCCAAAACCGAAGGGGAACGAUGGAGUUACGAGCAAAUCAAAGUCGCCUUCGAAGUGUGAAACCGAUAACACUUCUACUAUAGUUUUGGGGGUUCCUACUUCAUCAUCGUCUGAUAAUAAUCACUCAAAGAAAAGGACGCUUCAAGAACUUGACGUUGAUAGAACAAAGAGCGUUGAAGCCGAUAGCCAAUCUAUAAUGCUCAAGAAAAGACCAAAAUUGGAUACAAGUGAAUGGUUCAAGAAACUACCUUGGGAGGACCGAAUCCAUAGAGCUCGUCAAGCGGGCUGUCUGGUACUGCUCGAGAAUCUGUAUCAUUCCUUUACAUCAUCACAAGUAGAGGAAAUAGUUUUGGAUGCUUUUAAUAUAAAGGUUAAUGCAAAGAUGAUACAGUGGAGUGCAUAUUCAAGCCCACACAAUGGACAAGCUCUUGUCAUAUUUAACUCAAAAGAUGAAGCGGACUACGCUAUUUCCGAGCUAAAGACCAGAUGUCUAAUCAUAGGAGGUUCAAGAGUUGUUGUCGGUAGUCGGCCAUCACUGAAGGAGCCUGGUAACGACUACCCAUCGAAGUACUUUGGUCAUAUCGCAAUUGACGCUAUGAAACGAAAGCACACUAUGGAUAUGAAGAAUGCGGUUUCGACGUCUCACCAUUCGCAGCCGAAUACUAUUGCAUUUGAAAUGGCAAUGGAGUGGUGGACGCACCAAAAGAAGUGGGAACUAUGUUGGGAGGCAAUGUACAAGAAACAUGGAGAAGAUAUUGCUAAACUUAAGGCUCGCCUCAAGGGUUUCAAAGAAAAAUAGAUGCUAAGCCGAUACCAAGUUUACAAGGGUCAAGAGUUUCCUUUUUGGUAAGUGUAGUGGGUCAAACCCACCCUUGUGAAUCCCUACACUCAACCAUGGUGUAAUUAAAAUGGUAUAUACUCCACGUACCCAUAUUUUUGGCAAAGAUGUAUAGGACUAAAGAUGCUACAUACUCGAAUUUUUGUUAAUCGUUAGGGUGUCAUACUCUUCUGAACGAAUUUCUAAAAGACUAGGUCCAGUCCAAGCUUAGGGACUAAUAUUCGUCUAGUCACUUUACCUAGUUGAGUCCAAUACUCAAAUUUUUAA
Molecule: messenger RNA, 1819 nt
Organism: Helianthus annuus (common sunflower)
Lineage: Eukaryota; Viridiplantae; Streptophyta; Magnoliopsida; Asterales; Asteraceae
Product: protein ANTI-SILENCING 1
Exons: 11
Coding region: 167-1513 (448 amino acids)
Molecular function (GO): chromatin binding; RNA binding
Source: RefSeq, a predicted model, not a curated record